UAUUGAGAUCAGAUGUUUCUUCGAUGAGAGAAUUUGCAGAAUGUCGGCCCAGUUUCACUUAGUUCCAUCCUCUUCUCUCACUCCCAUAUAUGGUGGUGAGAACACGUUCUGAACCGUUGCUUAGCUGUUUGGCCCUGACUGACGUAGCUAGACGCUCCCAGUCGAGACGUUUUUGGAGGGGCUCUUUACUUCUUCACUUCAGUGGCCGUGCCUUGCUGCUCACCAACAAUCUAGCACUCCUCGGUCUUCUUCUAGAGGUAGAUAUCCAAGCAAAAUGACCGACCAAGGCUUAUCAGACGAGGCCGCGGCAGCAGCGUGCAAAGAUGGAAACCCACUUACGAAGGAUUUCAUGAUGCAGCAGACCAUGCUGAGGGUGAAGGAUCCAGUGAAAUCCCUGGAUUUCUAUACCAGGAUCAUGGGAAUGACGUUACUCCAAAAGUUUGACUUCCCCUCCAUGCACUUCUCCCUUUACUUCCUGGGUUACGAGGACAAGAAGGAGAUCCCUGCUGAUGUGAAAGAAAGAACGGCCUGGACCUUCUCCAGACGAGCCACCAUUGAGCUCACACAUAACUGGGGCUCUGAGAGUGAUGCUAGCCAGUCUUACCACAAUGGCAACUCGGACCCUCGUGGCUUUGGACACAUUGGAAUUGCGGUGCCUGACGUCUAUGCUGCCUGCAAGCUGUUUGAAGAGCAAGCAGUUACCUUUGUCAAGAAGCCUGAUGAUGGUAAAAUGAAGGGGCUGGCGUUUGUACAGGACCCUGAUGGCUACUGGAUCGAGAUCCUCAGCCCCAACAACAUGGUCUCCAUCACCUCUUAAAGAGGCAACAAGGACCCCCCAACAAUUUAGGAAACCCCCCAGUUCCAUGAAGGAUACUUAUGGGAGUAGCAGUGACACGACAUAAGGACAAGGCACACUUUUCUAUUGUCUUGAGAGCUCGUGGCAAUGAAAUGCAGCCCGGCAUUGGGAAAAGGGCCAAUCGUAAAGAAUUAGGGUUGUAUUUCUCAUUGAGUUUAAUGGCUGAGCGCAGGUUUGGCGGACAUUUUGUUUUGAGUAUACAGCGAUGCCUGACUUAACCUAAUGUGCAGUAAAGCUAAACACCACUGUUCAAAGCUA
Messenger RNA from Oncorhynchus tshawytscha (Chinook salmon), 1114 nucleotides. Its product is annotated as lactoylglutathione lyase. The record is from RefSeq and is a predicted model, not a curated record. The transcript is spliced from 6 exons. Lineage: Eukaryota; Metazoa; Chordata; Actinopteri; Salmoniformes; Salmonidae. Bases 275 to 817 code for a protein of 180 amino acids. Gene Ontology annotation, molecular function: lactoylglutathione lyase activity; metal ion binding.